This is a messenger RNA of Anopheles merus, 2513 nucleotides long. RefSeq names its product mediator of RNA polymerase II transcription subunit 31 (gene MED31). Gene Ontology annotation, molecular function: transcription coregulator activity. Gene Ontology annotation, cellular component: mediator complex; core mediator complex. The coding region runs from base 1502 to 2311 and encodes 269 amino acids. Lineage: Eukaryota; Metazoa; Arthropoda; Insecta; Diptera; Culicidae. The transcript is spliced from 4 exons. Gene Ontology annotation, biological process: regulation of transcription by RNA polymerase II. The record is from RefSeq and is a predicted model, not a curated record.
ACAGAGGUGCCAAAAAAAAGAAGACAAGCGAUUUUGACGCGUCAAAUCGCAGUCCCCGAAACGAAACAGAACCGACGACAGAAAGCGGCAAGGAAAAAGUGCGUGCGUGCUUCAAUAUCGAUGGAAAACGACCGUUCGUCUGCGUAUUAGCGUACAAAUCCUGGUGCCCCCGGCGUUGAAUCGCCCACCAGCCUGGAGAGGAGACCGGAUCGUUCCACCCAUCAUACGGCGGCAGUGCUUACAAGGCAGCAAGGGCUAUCAUGAACCCCUACGGUAAUGGUUUCCCGUGUAUGCACCAACUCUGUAUGUUUCUGUGUUUAUGUGUAACCUGUGCGAGGGGUUUGAGUUUCGUUUGCAAUUAGCUGAUUUGCGUUUUCUUCCUGCCCGUGUCCGUGAAUUGUUAAAUCCUGUCGGCGGGUAGCACACCGCACCGGGCUUGCAAUUGGGAACUGCUUGGACUAGUGCAGACGGUUAACGGUGAAGGGGGUUUCAUCUGCCGGUAGCCAGGAUCAUCCGUCCUGUUCCAUCGAUGUUAGCCUUUGUGUUAGAUUAUUAGAGCAAUAGUGUUGUCCUCGUGAUCUUUCUCGAUCUGCUCCGGUGCUGACGAUCGACAGGCUUUUUGCGCAGGCCGUGAUCGUGAUCGCAGCAAUAUAUCCUACGUUUAGAAGUAGCAAAAGUUCAAUUCAGUAAUUGCACGAAUAAUUUAAACUUCAGCUCCUUAUAUCUUUCCCGGGGAAAACUUUCCAUCCGACCGUGAUUUUGCUACCAGUCAACCUACAAUCCUACAGCGCUGCAGCAUAUCCGUGUAGAGGCGUAGAGUUUGCCCCAUUUCCUGUUGUAAUAGUGUACAUAAACCGCACACCGCAUUACGUUACCUCUUCUUUCCAGCACCGUUCUGUUGUUAUGUUGUAAAUAAUGAAUUCCUGUUUUAUUUUUUUUCUUUCUUUUUCUCUCUUUUCUCUUCCUCCUGUUUGUAUGAUCGUUAAACCCGUACAAAACCACACCGACACACACAAAAUAUCCUGCUCUAGCUGUCGUAAUCGACGCGAAGAAGCGGAAAGCAAGCGAAUAGCGAAAUAGUAGUGAAUAGAAUCUUGAAUAGCAAGCCUCGUUACGAGUUAUCCUUUUUGCGAAAUUUAUUUGUGCCUAAUUUUGCACAGACACGCCUCGUCUGCGCAUCCCCUUUGCUGUGUAUAAUUUCCGCGUGUUUCAACUUUCCUAGCUUCAUUCCCGCUACAACACACACCGUUCGGCCCUUUGGGCUAGAGCACUCUUACAGUUCAGAUAAAUAGAUUUUUUGGCCAAUCAAGCACCACACACUCUGCUCCCCUUCUAUUCGGUAAUAACGGUCACUCACGGCCGACCCACACCGCUCUAGCACUGGAAACUCUUUCCGAUCAAGUUCAGGAAAACUGCACAUACAUACCACACACACACACACGCCUAGACAUACGUAAACAAACGCACACAUACAUUAAGCAAAACAAAAAACAAAAAAGCCAUGGCUAAUAAAAUGGUCGGGAAGGGUAAAUUACCUGUUGAAUCGGAGGACGCGCAAAAGCUUCGGUUUCAGGUGGAGCUGGAGUUUGUGCAAUGCUUAGCAAAUCCCAACUAUCUGCACUUUUUAGCCCAGCGAGGAUACUUCAAAGAUGCUGCCUUCGUAAACUACCUGAAGUAUCUGCUGUACUGGAAGGAGCCGGAGUACGCGAAAUACCUCAAGUUUCCCAUGUGUCUGUACUUUCUCGAUCUGCUGCAGUACGAGCAUUUUCGGCGCGAGAUCGUCAGCGCACAGUGCUGCAAGUUUAUCGACGACCAGGCGAUCCUGCUGUGGCAGCACUACACCCGGCGGCGCACGCGGCUGACCGCGCUCGGCACCACCAGCCUGACGGGGCUGGCGGUGGGCGGCCAGCCGGUCGGUGGCGGUGUCCAAGGGACGCUACUAUCGAACGAUCCCGCCAUCAUGCCCAACAGUAGCAGUAACAAUGGUAGCAAUAAUGGAAGCUCGAACAGUAGUAACAACGGUGCCGGCGGUGGCACCGGUGGUGUUGGUGGCGUCGGUGGCAUUAGUAACGCCAACAAUGGUAGUAGCAACAACGGCCCCAACAGUGGCAGCGUGAAUGUACCGUCGUCGGUAGGGCAGCAGCAGCAGCAGCAGCAGCAGAACGGUGCAGGAAUCACACAGCACAACGGAGUGGGCGGUGGGGGCGGCGUGGUGGGUGGCGGUGGCAUGCUGGGCAAUCCGAUGGGGGCAUUGGGCGGUGGUGGCAGCAGUUUACCCGGUGGAGGCGGCAUCAAUCAAAAAGUUCCUUAAAGCGCGGAGCGGGACUCACUCGAGCCAGUGUGCCAGCAGAGUGCGGGGUCUCGGACCAAUCUCGGAAGAAACGGCAAAUGCCGCUUGCAAAACGUGUGUGUGACGUUUUCUUUUUUGUAUAAAGACUGUUUUUUUUAUAAAUACUGUAUAGCCUGUAUGUGGUAUAGAUUGUAAACGAACAAUAGAGAUAAUUAAAUUUCAA